AUGUCAGACCCCCAGAAAAUAGAUCCGCCUAAUAGAGCGUUUUACAGCGAAGUUCCGGGUAUGGACCCAACAUCGAUCAUGAGGAGGAAGUUAGCAGAAGAGAAUAGUGAUGAAGAAAAAAAGAAAAAGUUAAAAUACCAAGAAGACCUACUCAAACAAAUAAAUUUGAAAGAAGAAGAGAAACGUAAGAAAAAAGAACUUGAGAAAAUGGAAGAGGAGCGGCAGAAGAUACAAGAGGAGUUUAGACUAAUGAAGGCUAGAGAAGAACAGAAAGAUAAGAACAGAAAUAAAAAUGCAGACAAAGAUCAAGAACAGUUAGAAAAAGAAAAGGUCUUAGCUCUAAGACAUCAGCAGGAACUUGUAAAUCAGAUUUUAAAUAUGCAGAUUAAGAUGAAAAACGACUUUCAAGCCCGCGAGAAAAUGUUGGAAUUAUCUGAAGAAAUGGAAAAUCUGAAAAUGAAUGAAGAAAGAAGAAAACGAUAUUUAAUGGAAGAAGAAAUAAGGAAGGAAAGAGCGAAAUACGUGAAUGCCACCAAUACGUCAUCAGUCGCCAAAACGGAAGACAUUGAAAAUGAGCAUUGCAGAUAA
Molecule: messenger RNA, 588 nt
Organism: Helobdella robusta
Lineage: Eukaryota; Metazoa; Annelida; Clitellata; Rhynchobdellida; Glossiphoniidae
Exons: 6
Coding region: 1-588 (195 amino acids)
Source: RefSeq, a predicted model, not a curated record